AUGGAUCUCAACAAGUACAAUUCCCAGUGGGUCUCGUUCCACAUUCGGGACCACAUCAAGGAUGGCGAGAUCCUCGUGCAGAACACCGUCAUUGAAGGCGGCGAGUUCAUUGACCCCAACAACCGCCGCCGGUCGCUCUCGGAAGAGGAGAUCGAUGAGAUCAAGAUCGAGCCCAACGGCGUCGGCGAGAUCGGCGCCUACAGCCGUCGCGGCAGCGAGGGCCGUCUAGACUUGUUUCAUGACAAUGAUAAGAUCUGCGAGCUCCACUGGGAAAACCGCGGUGGAGACUAUGUCAAUUUGGUCGAGGUGCUUGACAAGAGCGACAAGUAUACCAUCGAGCAUUGCGGAUGGAGUGCUGAUGCCGGUCCCCUGGGACACGUCUUUGUCGAUGUCUUGGAAAAGAAGAAAUAA
Penicillium argentinense is the source of this 411-nucleotide messenger RNA. RefSeq names its product aegerolysin family protein. NCBI's taxonomy places the organism in Eukaryota, Fungi, Ascomycota, Eurotiomycetes, Eurotiales, Aspergillaceae. The record is from RefSeq and is a predicted model, not a curated record. The transcript is spliced from 2 exons. Gene Ontology annotation, biological process: symbiont-mediated hemolysis of host erythrocyte. Bases 1 to 411 code for a protein of 136 amino acids.